UUUCAUUUUUUGUCUUCCAAGACUUUGAAUCCAGUAUGGGAUGAAGAAUUUAUUAUUCAGGUGAAACCAAACCAAAGAUUAAAAAUAGAGGUUUUUGAUGAAAAUCGAGUGACUCGAGAUGAUUUUCUUGGGCUAGUGGAAUUAAACCUUCGAAGUAUUCUUACAGAGAAGCCUGGUCGUCGUAUAAGCCCAAAAUACUACAUUCUCAGACCUAGAAGUGCCAAGUCUCGAGUUAAAGGACAUUUGGAAAUAUAUCACGCUUAUUUACCCACAGGAACAGCUGAUGAUGAUGAUACAUCUAGCCAACAAGAAACUGAAUCUGGUUGGGAGAUGGUAAAUGCUGAAGAUGGCACAAGUGUUUUGGAGGAGACCCCAGCGUCUCCAACAAAUGUGCCUACCCCUCCGUCCAAUCACAGUCCUCUCCCACCAGGAUGGGAAGAGAGGCAAGAUAACAAUGGGAGAACAUAUUAUGUCAAUCAUGCUGCAAGAACCACGCAGUGGGAACGUCCUACUGGUGCUUUGCAGUCAGAAGAAGAAAUUCAGCAACGUAGUCUUGAGUCAGCACAAGAAUUCAGACGACGUGUUCAUAUAAGUAUUGAUCAUAGUGAUGAAGUCAAUGAUCAUUCAAGGGACAACUUUGAAAUAUUACGAAAUAUGCUAGAAGCGCAAAGACUUGACCCCAGUGUCAGACGACAUUCCAUGCCUACAAAUAGUUUAACAAGGCAAAGCAGCUCAAAUCAGUCAUCAUCUGAAGGUUUACCAACAGGAUGGUCCAUGCAAGUAGCACCCAAUGGAAGAGUGUUUUACAUUGAUCAUAACUCAAAAACUACAACUUGGGUAAGAGAUUGUGCAUGA
Molecule: messenger RNA, 855 nt
Organism: Stegodyphus dumicola
Lineage: Eukaryota; Metazoa; Arthropoda; Arachnida; Araneae; Eresidae
Gene: Nedd4
Product: E3 ubiquitin-protein ligase Nedd4
Biological process (GO): protein ubiquitination; ubiquitin-dependent protein catabolic process; regulation of dendrite morphogenesis
Cellular component (GO): cytoplasm
Molecular function (GO): ubiquitin protein ligase activity; protein binding; sodium channel inhibitor activity
Source: RefSeq, a predicted model, not a curated record